AUGGAUCAAGAUCUAUCUUCCACUUCGCAGGUCACUAUUGACACCCGCCGUUCUAAAAGACCAGGCCCAAUCCGCUUUUCCGAAGUCCUUCAGUUGAUUCCUGUCCUCAGCAGCAAGGGUAACUUCCGCCUGUGGUCCCGAUCCCUCAGGCGCGCUCUUGACUCACAGAACACGGAAUACUGGUACAUUCUCAACGAGGGACCCGAGCACACAUGUCAGUGGGAAGAGAGAACCCGGGUGAGCUGCACCCUUCUCGCUCUUGUUGGUGCCAGAGUCGACGAAGAGCUGCAGUCAGUCAUCGCCACUGCUCACACCCCUCGUGCUGCCUGGGAACUCCUCAAGGAUCAUUUCACCGAGACAGAUUCCCACAAAGCCCAUCCUAAGUACGUCCAAUGGAUCAAAUGUACUUACGACAUUUCAAUGAGUACCCAGGAGUUCGUCGACAAGUGGCGUCUCGCCUUGAAAGAGGUGGUCGAAGUGUCUGGAACCGGCUAUCUCCCGUACCAUAUCCGAAUCCAUCAGUUUUUCGCUGCUGUUGACAUCAAUCCAGCUGUCGCUAAGUGGAACGCGUCUUUCAAGAUUGAUCCAACUUGGUCCGGCUCUCAGGCUCUUGACAACGCUUUCGUUCAUUUUAUCGGUUUUGAGAAACUUCGCCUUCCCAAUGGCAACAAAGCUACUCGCAGAGAUCCCCACUUUGAUAUCGUGAUCAAGAAGAAGACCACUCUCUCGACUGCGAAAAAGACGGGUGCAAAGAGUCUGAAGAGAAAGGCAAGCCACAUUAUCUUUGACUAG
Penicillium paradoxum is the source of this 792-nucleotide messenger RNA. RefSeq lists its product as uncharacterized. The record is from RefSeq and is a predicted model, not a curated record. The coding region runs from base 1 to 792 and encodes 263 amino acids. NCBI's taxonomy places the organism in Eukaryota, Fungi, Ascomycota, Eurotiomycetes, Eurotiales, Aspergillaceae. The transcript has a single exon.